This is a messenger RNA of Lobosporangium transversale, 770 nucleotides long. RefSeq lists its product as hypothetical. The transcript has 2 exons. Lineage: Eukaryota; Fungi; Mortierellomycota; Mortierellomycetes; Mortierellales; Mortierellaceae. Gene Ontology annotation, biological process: negative regulation of apoptotic process; protein stabilization. The coding region runs from base 44 to 658 and encodes 204 amino acids. The record is from RefSeq and is a predicted model, not a curated record.
UUUUUUUUUUCCUCAUCAAACCUAUAUUAAUCAAGUAACAAACAUGCUUAACUCUCUGAAGAAGAAUACUGCCAACAGCUCGGCAACUCCUAAAAAGCUCACUGUUGCAGAGCGUGCAGAGGCUGUAGCGCAAGCAGUUGCAGCUGCACAGGCCGCUCAAGCUGCUAAGAAGGCUGCCGCUGGCAAGGCAUCGGGAUCAGGAUCGGGGUCAUCCAUAAAGUCAACCGCAUCGUCAUCAACAACACCAGCUACAUCAAAAACAAAUGGUAAAGAUAGCAAAACAGAUAAUAAGGAGGAUGGCGGCGACGAUGGUGACGACAAGGAUGAAGAAGAAGAAGAUAAGGAAACAGAGAAAGGACAAAGCGGGGAAGCCAAGGCAGCCAUGAAAAAUAUGACAGGUUAUCAGCAGGAUGUAGAACGUGAAGGCGUAGAUUCUGAUAAAUUAGAGAAGGCAAUGACAAUGAUCACGGACGUAGUCAAGAAGCAAAAGGCGGACAAGGCAGCUGCACAAAAAGAGACAGAGAAAGUGACAUUGUCAAAAGAGGAUGUGGAAUUGGUCAUGACUGAAAUGGAGUUGUCCAAGGCUAUGGCGGAAAAAUAUCUCAAGGAGAAUGGUGGCGAUGUGACUAGAACAUUGGAAGCUUUGAUCUCUGCUUGAAAAAAUCUUAGGCGCAGCUCUCUCCCUUCAACCAGACGUAUUUGACCAUAAAAUACAAUUGAGCUUUUUGACUAUAAUGACAGCAGGUCUGAAUGAAAAUUGAAUGAUUUAU